UCGUCGCUAUUAAUCUGGGCCUACGUUAUUGCCUGCUUCGAUUUAAUCAGCGCCGUGUUUUUUUCUAUGGUUAGCUUUAAGACAAUCUGCGAUCGCCUGAGUUGGCUGACCAUUUUCGCUGUUAUUUUUGGCAUUUUCUGGGUAUCGAUGAUUCUGAUGCUCCUGUUUGGCAUUCGUCUGCGCCAUCCGAAAUGUGUUCGUGCCUGGAUUAUCUUUUCCUGCUUUGGAAUCCUGGUGGAGAUGUGCCUGAUAUUGUAUGCCGUUUUCACCGAGAGUACUUUUCAAGCGGGUCUGAUCAAAAAUGGGCUGUUGCUGCUACUGGGAUUAAUUGUGGAGUGCAUUUUUUUGUAUAUUGUUUACCGAUUUAACGUGACGUUGGCCUUUUGCCAAGCUUGCCAUAAAGCCAUAAAGUCAAAAGCCGUAAAUAGCAAUUCUGAUAAGGAAAGGUGCCCCGAACCAAAUCGCCAAACUCAAACCUAUCGAUCACAAGGUCAACAUUCUAGAAGACCCCAACAAAUCCAACAUCCCAGAGGAAAAAUAGUUCAAAAUACACCAUCACAUCCCAUGAAGCUAAGUUUUCUUAGAUCUUCUGAAAGCAAUAUGAUGCCAUGACUUA
Molecule: messenger RNA, 616 nt
Organism: Drosophila ficusphila
Lineage: Eukaryota; Metazoa; Arthropoda; Insecta; Diptera; Drosophilidae
Exons: 4
Coding region: 67-612 (181 amino acids)
Source: RefSeq, a predicted model, not a curated record